Epithele typhae is the source of this 3657-nucleotide messenger RNA. RefSeq lists its product as uncharacterized. The annotation marks the transcript as partial. The record is from RefSeq and is a predicted model, not a curated record. NCBI's taxonomy places the organism in Eukaryota, Fungi, Basidiomycota, Agaricomycetes, Polyporales, Epitheliaceae. The transcript has 8 exons.
AUGACCGAGGAACCUAGCACCGCACUUUAUCGUGCCUCAGUAUCGGAGCCUCUCUUUUCCCCCUCCUUCUUCAGUUCUCCUAUCGCUACUCUUACAUCUUCUGUGGACGAAGACUCCGUGAUCAUCUCAGUUCAUGACCUUCAAGACGCCUAUCACACCCUGUUGUCGAGACUACAAGCUGUCGAGCCGUUGCUCAUCGUUAAUGAACAAUCAUACCCUUCACUAAAUGCAUGGAGCUCGAUGGCUGGGACGCUCGCACGAUGUUUCCAACGCGAUAUAAAGCGGAAUAUAGUCGACCGGCUCAAACCCCACGGCGAGAGCUUCGCUUCGAUCCUCCAUCCGGAACCUUCUGAGCUUCCCGAAGAGCGCCUAUUUGUGGCUCAAGACGAGGCGUUGGUGGCCCAGCUCGCCACAAAGUUGGCUUCUACGGUUCUCAAGACGCCAGCUGUUAGUCGCUACUUUUCGGACACUUCGUUACACAAUCUUCUAAGUGGGAUCCUAGAAGUUGCCCAACCUUCAUGUGGAGAUGGCGAAAAGAAUGUCGCACUUGCAACAUCGGUACUCUCGAGCCUACAGCUCCCAAUUGCCCCUAUUAUCUAUGCACAGGGGGAGAUCGUCAAGUGGUUGGCCGAUGCUGCGAGUAGUUCGACGCUGACUUCGGGACACCUGGAUGUUUUCGUGCACCUCUGGGUCACGUACCCCUCCACCUUCUUAUCACACUCCUCCGACAUCCUCGCGGGUGUUCUCACGGCGUUAAUCUCCACGGAAGAAGCGACACGGAACGCGGCGGCGUCAGCACUGUCCGCAUUUACCUUCGCGAUCCUGUUUACAGAUACCUCCGACCGCGACAUUCUUAGCGCAGCGUCUCUUGGCGUACGACAGUUUCUCGCUCGGCAACUCCCAUCCGGUGAGCUACCAAGCUUGGUCACGGCUGCAUUGCAGGAAGAUGCCUCGAAAACAACCAUCCCUUCUCGUUGGGCGACAAUGAUCGCAUGUAGCAUCAUCCUGAUAAGCGGCCCCGAUCUAUUCCAGGGAAGUAGAUCCUGCAAGUUUAUCAUCCAUAUCGCCGAACGCUUGGUGAAGUCGAACACUCGCCUCGGGAGCGAGCUCACGACUUGCCUGUGGAGAUGUCUGAUCUGGGCUUGGACACGAAUACCUCGCAUCUCUGACCAAACGACCAAACGAAGAACAGCUGGGCUCGGGAUCCUCAGGCAAGAGCUUCGGUAUAGCAUCGGAGCACAUCUUGUGGCCACGCUCCUACUCCUCUCUUCGGACGUCCCCGCUUCAUCUAUGUCUACGCCGACUGUAUCUGAGCUAUCCAGCGCACUCGUGGUGCUCAAAGAUAUGUCCACUCACCUUUCCAAGACGGUCUAUCAACACGUCCCGUUGAUUCUAACACAGCUAGUGAGCGUCAUUGGAGGGUCCUCACCGGCCACCUCCAGCAACGGCGCUUCACGAACGUGGAGUCUUUCUUCACUUCCUGUGAAGGUGCUGUUCAAUCGGGAGACUUUGACGGCAGAUGCGAUCACGUUUACUUCAAAUAUCCGUGCAGAAAACCGGUUCGACGCGAUCACAGCGAUCUCCCCUCUCCCCGAAGAAUGCAUUCAGCAACAUUGGACCGAGAUCCUCGACAUCUGGAAGGCGUGCGCAUUCAGAGAGCUCGCACGGCCUGACUUCGUCGCUUUGCAGGGCUCCCUCGUACAAGUUUGGCAAGCGCUUCUUCUCGUUCAGACGCAUCUCACCCAAGAGCGCCGUCAUUUGACGUCCACUCCGCACUUCUCGGACGUCGCCGUAUCCACUGUCGCCGCAUUCUUCUCGUGGACGCCGAGCAAUAGCGUUCACAGCGUUCCAGAAACUGACACCCACGCAAGAGUCCUCACGCUUUGCUCUCAGUUAUGGGACACGAUGCGAUAUGUCUUCAGCGAAGCAUGGCUUGCCGUCGCAGCGGACUCCCUCCUAACGCAGUUCCUCCUCCACGACUUCCGCCUGAACGACGAAGACAUCAAGACCAUCUGGGGCUCCUUUUGUGCCUCAUUGGUCGCCACGAGUUCUACGGAUCUUAUCUCGCAAUUGGUUCUCGAAGAUGGGGCGAAGCGAGAAGAAGUCAUCAGGCAGCAGCUGUGGUCGCUGAAGGCUCGCGGACUUGCCUCGUCCACGGACUCUCAGCCGACCUGGGAAAUGUACGUCGACUUUUUAGCAUCGCCCAUGCAAGACUGGCUGAUGUCCGACGAAGACACGACUGCGUGGAAUGUCCUUCUUGACCGCGUGCUCUCGCAUGCGGAGUCUAGAAGAGAACCUUCUCUGACCACUCUCGACGCACUCAUGGAACGGAGCAGCAGCAGGACGAGUACCGCUAGUCUGUUCGGAAGCUCUUCAACGCUCUUGCGUCUUCUUCCACGGGCGACGCUCUCAAAUGAACUCGCCAAGCCAUCACCUUUUUUGCGCGCCGUGAACACCGCCCUGUGUGACCUGUACGCGGGAGGCACGGUCAGUGUACCGGAGGCCACCCAGGUUUUCGGUAAUAUUCGGUGUAUAUUGCAAGCCUCCUCUCCAAGCGCUGCCUAUUUACUCUUAACAUCCAUGGUGGAGGGCCUCUCUACAUGGAUCCGCGAUGAACACGGCUUGCUGCUCGAACAAGAGCACAACGAAAUUGUAACCACUUUAUACUACGACGCGCUCAUCGCGCUGCGCGAUAUACCCAUGUCCGAAGAUACCCUUCACGCCCUGGCACCUUUUCUCUGCUCUGUAUUUGUACGCAUACCUGAACAGGCCCUCGGACCCGAAGCCUUUUUCCACUUUUGGGAGCAUAUUCAGCCGUCUGUAGCCCACUUCGCCGGCGCAUAUCCGGACGAGGUCAAAACGGUGCUCAAGGCUUAUCACGACGCCAAUGGGCCCUCGGGAACCUCCACUUCCGCCACAUCGCAGGGUCCAGCGGACCUCUCACCUCCCACAAUCUCCGUCAUCCCCACCACAGCACUGCCCCCGAGCGCGCAGCGUCCCGACGCGGCCUCGCGGCCCUCCCGUCCUCCUCCCACCAUCUCCGCGCCAACGUACAGCCCGCCGUCGUACACCCCCGCGCAGCGUCCCGAAGACCACCUUUCUGGCCUGCGCACUAGCCCCACGAGCACCGUCGGGAUCUCAUCGGACGCCGCUCGGAAGCGGCGGGACACGGCCACGUCAGCGUCUGUCAGCGCGUCCACCAGGUCGAUGGCCGGCCCCCCAAGAGCCUCGCGCUCAAGCGCUCACCGUGUCGCGCACGAGCGCCCGCAUACGACGCCGGAGCGGCCGCUCAAACGGACGAAGCUUACGUCCGGGUCGCCCGCUCUUUCUUCCCCGAGGUCGGGGCGGGGCAGAGGCGCCUCGCGCGGCCGUUCGCCGACGGGCGCGAGGUGGCUUUUCGACGGCGUGGAGAUCCCGGCGCGCUCGCGCGGGGGCAGCCGGACGCCGUCUGCUAGCACUGCGUCGACUCCGAGACCCCGCGCGGAAGGACGGCGCUCAGCAGGUUUACGGACAAGCCCUGAAGCACCUUCGCUCGGCGUCGUCACCCGCACGCACGCUAGAGCCUUUGUACCCCCUUCGGACGACUACGACGCAUGGGAAGUGCCGAUGCAUCCGAGCGAAGACGAGGAUCCAGAUCACGACGAGGGAGAGGAAGAA